Acanthoscelides obtectus is the source of this 462-nucleotide messenger RNA. The record is from the annotation of a GenBank genome assembly. Lineage: Eukaryota; Metazoa; Arthropoda; Insecta; Coleoptera; Chrysomelidae.
AUGCUAGCGGAUGGAUGCAGGAUGCAGAAUUUUUACUGUUUCUACAACAUUUUAAAAGACAAGUCAAGCCACAACACAGUCGAUCAAAAAUGUUUGUUACUGCUCGACAACCAUGCAUCACAUGUAUCUAUUCAAGCUAUAGACUUUUGUAAAGAAAACGGAAUAGUACUGCUAUCGUUUCCACCCCAUGGCACCCACAAGAUUCAGCUUUUGGAUAGAGCAGUAUUUGGGCCAUUUAAGAAAAUGAUAAACACCGCUACAUACAACUGGAUGCGAAAUCAUCCUGAUCGAACGAUGACUAUUCAUUACAUUCCUGGUAUUGUUAAAGAAGCAUUUCCUCUUUCUGUAACUGAUAAAAAUGCAAUUGCUGGAUUUUCCUGUACCGGUAUAAGUCCAUUUAAUAGGAAUAUAUUUACUACUGUUGACUACGCGCCAUCAUCUGUGACUGACCGGCCAUUAUAA